Molecule: messenger RNA, 1299 nt
Organism: Larimichthys crocea (large yellow croaker)
Lineage: Eukaryota; Metazoa; Chordata; Actinopteri; Sciaenidae
Product: peptidyl-prolyl cis-trans isomerase A
Exons: 6
Coding region: 120-701 (193 amino acids)
Biological process (GO): protein folding; protein peptidyl-prolyl isomerization
Cellular component (GO): cytoplasm
Molecular function (GO): cyclosporin A binding; peptidyl-prolyl cis-trans isomerase activity
Source: RefSeq, a predicted model, not a curated record
UGGAAAUCACAUCCGGUUGUUGCGUGACAAACUUCCGCACCUCUCAGCCUCUCUCACAUGUGAAGCGUGACUUUGGCCGAUCUGCGUGAGCUGCGUGAUCCCGCAUUGAUUGAGACAAAAUGUUACUUUUAUCAAACAGGAUGAAGUUCUGCUCUGCUGCGGUCACCGUGGCGCGCAUGUGCAGCAGCGGCCCCGCAGCCGCUAAGAAGAACCCCACGGUGUACUUUGACAUUGCUGCAGACAACCAGCAGCUCGGCAGGGUAACCUUUGAGCUCAACGCUGAAGUUGUGCCAAAGACUGCAGAGAACUUCAGAGCGCUGUGCACAGGGGAGCAAGGCUUCGGAUACAAGGGAUCAGUUUUCCACAGGGUGAUCCCUCAGUUCAUGUGCCAGGGUGGGGAUUUCACAAACCACAAUGGAACGGGUGGGAAGUCGAUCUAUGGAUGGCAGUUUCCAGAUGAAAACUUCAGGCUGAAGCACACCGGACCUGGUAUCUUGUCUAUGGCCAAUGCUGGACCCAACACUAACGGAUCCCAGUUCUUCAUCUGCACCUCUAAAACAGAAUGGCUGGAUGGCAGGCAUGUUGUCUUUGGCAGCGUGAAGGAAGGAAUGGACGUGGUCAAGAAAGUGGAGUCUUUCGGUUCACGGUCUGGGAAAACCUCCAAAAGGAUCACUAUCACAGACUGUGGAGAGCUCGACUAGACUCCAUGUGAGCGGUGGACACGGUUGUAGUCUCAUCUCCUGCUGUAAUUUCAAUGUGAGAGUCUGUGAAAGAGUCUCUUUAUUCAGUCGUGGCACAGAGUGCUACCUCUCUUUGCUGACGAUUAUGUUAGAGCCAAACUCUUUUUACUACUAAAAAUCUGUGUUAGACUUUCUUCAGGUAACAACUAAUGCACUUAAAUGUGUCAUGCUAUAAAAUGUGAAAUUGUAGUAUAGAAGACAACGGGAUGUCGGGUUCUACUAUGUUUGAAAGAGAGCUGUUAAUUCAUUUCACUGUUUGGAAAUUUAUUUCCAAAACAGUUAUUUUUUUCUAAAUAUGUGAGCUUGUUCUUACUAUUUGUUUUUUUUGUACUGCAUGAACUUGAACGUCAUCAUUACAAAAACUGUUUGAAACUGCAAUAACAUAUUUUUGGCCACUUGGGGGCAGUGGAAACAAGUUGUGAACACCAAGUUGACAUAUCGCUUUUUAAGUUGUUAUAACAACUGUGUAGCCCCUGUUACAUUUCAUCAUAUAACACCAGUGUUAUACAAAGAGUGUAUAACAAAGUUAAGAAAUGUCAAUUAAAUCUGUUUGCAUAUA